Drosophila montana is the source of this 903-nucleotide messenger RNA. RefSeq names its product DNA-directed RNA polymerase II subunit Rpb7 (gene Rpb7). The coding region runs from base 97 to 618 and encodes 173 amino acids. Gene Ontology annotation, cellular component: P-body; RNA polymerase II, core complex. Gene Ontology annotation, molecular function: single-stranded DNA binding; single-stranded RNA binding; translation initiation factor binding. Lineage: Eukaryota; Metazoa; Arthropoda; Insecta; Diptera; Drosophilidae. Gene Ontology annotation, biological process: transcription initiation at RNA polymerase II promoter; DNA-templated transcription; positive regulation of translational initiation. The transcript has 4 exons. The record is from RefSeq and is a predicted model, not a curated record.
ACGAUAACAGUUUGUAUUAUUUUGCUUGCGCGUUUUUGUCAGUUUUCUGCAAAUUAUUAAUCUAUAACCAAAAGUAAUAAGACAAAUACUAAAAACAUGUUUUAUCACAUUUCACUUGAACACGAAAUUCUGCUACAUCCGCGCUACUUUGGGCCACAAUUGUUGGAGACGGUGAAACAGAAGCUCUACUCGGAGGUGGAGGGCACAUGUACAGGCAAAUAUGGUUUCGUUAUAGCUGUCACAACUAUAGACCUGAUCGGCUCUGGUGUUAUACAGCCAGGUCAGGGCUUUGUUGUAUACCCAGUGAAAUAUAAGGCUAUUGUGUUCCGGCCAUUCAAGGGUGAAGUCCUCGACGCUGUCGUCAAACAGAUAAAUAAAGUGGGCAUGUUUGCCGAAAUCGGACCAUUAUCGUGUUUUAUAUCGCAUCAUUCUAUUCCCGCUGACAUGCAAUUCUGCCCAAAUGGCAAUCCGCCAUGCUACAAGUCCAAAGAUGAAGAUGUUGUCAUCUCAGGGGAGGAUAAAAUACGCCUGAAGAUUGUCGGCACUCGUGUUGAUGCCACCGGCAUUUUUGCUAUAGGAACUCUGAUGGAUGAUUACUUGGGACUGGUCUGCAAUUAAUAUAAACCAGCAAGAAUGCAACUCAACGUAAUAUACAAUUGCUAUAUAUAUGUAUAUAUAUAUAUAUAUAUAUUUUUUUUUAAACUUUAAUGAAAUGCGUUUUAGAUUGUUAAAUGUCUAGGUGUAUAUAUAUUAUAAAUACUUUAUAAGAUUUGAUUUAAAUUCAAAGGUACAUUAUGUUUGUAAUUUAGUACAAUUCUUUGUGUGCUGGGUUUUAGGUUAUGUGAGAGCUACAAAUAUGGAUGGAUAUAUUUUAAAGUAAUUAAAUAGCAAGUACUAAAUUUA